GGUGAAAUUCCUACUUUGAUUUCAAAGCAAGAGCGAGUCACAUAAUCGGGCGAGGUGGGUUGGUAGCGGGGUAUCUUAUUGGUCCGUUGAUUAUCAAUUCGCCUGAGGAAAAGUGGGGUUAGGGCUAAAACCACGGACCACCAGAAUAUUCGCUAUCAGCCUCUAACCAUGUAACCAUGUAACCCCACCAGAACUUUCCGCAAAGAUAAUUAUUUUCUUCAUUCCUGACCACAACAUCAACUCGACACCGUCAACGAACAGUCAAUUCGUAUCCAACAGUCAAGAUGGCCCCCAAGAAGAACAAGAAGGAUGCGAACAGCAUCAACUCGCGUCUUGCGCUUGUGAUGAAGUCCGGAAAGGUCACUCUCGGUUACAAGUCUACCCUGAAGAGCCUGCGAUCCGGCAAGGCCAAGCUAGUCAUCAUCUCCGGAAAUACUCCUCCUCUACGCAAGUCCGAGCUGGAAUACUACUCCAUGUUGUCCAAGGCCCCGGUUCACCACUUCUCCGGCACCAACAUUGAGCUGGGUACUGCCUGCGGUAAACUGUUCCGUUGCUCUACCAUGGCCAUCAUUGAUGCUGGUGACUCCGAUAUCCUUAGCGACCAACAGGCUUAGGUCUAGAUACGGCAUCCUCUGACGGCGUUGGGGUUCAUUGGUUGGGAAAAGGUUAUCGUGGUUGGCCGUUCAUGAAUGAUGACGGCUGGUAUAAUUCCACAUUAGGAAGCACAUUUGCGAGGCUCCACCUCGAGUUCUCUAGGUAGCCGGUUAGACCAAUACUAAAUGCCAAUCCAGACGAAGCUUACGGACUUCGGAAAGAAUAUAAAUGAUACCCAACAAUCCCUCUUCCUAGUGUUACAGCUGGGAAUUGAAUGCUCUACGUGAUAAUCAGUUACAACUCGAGCUAUGUUUGGCUAAGACAUAAUAUUUCUUUGAGUCUAGCCCCAGCAUCUGGACAAGGCGGCCUCCAACAAUAUGAAUAGUAUAUAGAGAUAAAACCUUGUACACUGAGUCUUUGCGCAUAAUCCCGUAGGGCCGUGGGGACAACCGGAUAUAAAAUCACCAUGCCCAAAUUUGAAUUCACCAACCUAGUUGACAUAGUUAAGGUUUACC
Daldinia vernicosa is the source of this 1109-nucleotide messenger RNA. Its product is annotated as cytosolic large ribosomal subunit protein L30. NCBI's taxonomy places the organism in Eukaryota, Fungi, Ascomycota, Sordariomycetes, Xylariales, Hypoxylaceae. The transcript has 3 exons. The coding region runs from base 285 to 614 and encodes 109 amino acids. The record is from RefSeq and is a predicted model, not a curated record. Gene Ontology annotation, cellular component: cytosolic large ribosomal subunit. Gene Ontology annotation, molecular function: structural constituent of ribosome; RNA binding.